CCCAGGAGGGUGGCCCCAGGAGGGGUGGGGUUCCAGGCCUGGAGGAAGGGCUGAGGAGGGCAGGGCAGUAACCACUGUCCCUUUCCAUGCCACUGUGGCCAGCUCCCGCUGAGGACAGGACGCACGGGAUGGGAGGAGAAGGAGGCUGAGCCCAGCCUAUGGGCCAGGAAUGGGCUCGGGCUCUCUGAGCAGACCUCGGGCCCCGGGAUAGAAAGGGGGACCACAUGGGUCGUCCCAACGCUCUGGUUGGGUCCUGGGUCUCCGGCCUCGCCAGUGACUGAGUUCCAAAUGCUGGCGGACCCCGUGCCUCUGUCAGGCUGGGGGCUAGGAAGCUCAAGGGGGACCCGGGGGUCUGCAGACCUGCCAGCAAGGUUGCUACAAGGGCACAAGGCAUACCCUCCCCUCUCCUCCCCCCCACCCCCCAAAAAGCUCUCUGCGCAUGAGUGGCUGAGACAGACUGUACUCCAGGGACCAGCCCCCCCUGCAUGGAGCAUCUCCUCAGCAGCCCCCUGGAGGCCCGGCGUUGGUGGUAGUGACAAUAUCAGCCGAUGAGGGAAAUUAGGGCUGGGGGGUCGUGGGAGCCGGCAGGCAGCCCUGACCAGUUCACCCAGUGAAGGAAGAUGCUCCAGACGUUGGCAGAAUGCCCUUGUUGGAAAAAUAUUUGCGGAGCGAUGGGCCAUGCCAUCUCUAAUGGCCUCGUGCUGAUCGGCACCGGAAGCUCCGUGAGGCUGGACAGGGAGUUGGACCUGGCCGUGAAGACAAUGGUGGAGGUCUCCAAAACACAGCCGCUGACGCAGCGGGAGCGGCUGCACGUGUCUGCAGUGGAGGCCUUUGCCAAGGGGAACUUUUCCAGAGCCUGUGAACUAUGGGAACAGAUUCUCUGGGACCACCCAACAGACAUGUUAGCCCUAAAAUUUUCCCAUGAUGCCUACUUUUAUCUGGGCUAUCAGGAACAGAUGCGGGAUUCUGUGGCUCGGAUAUACCCCUUCUGGACGCCCGACAUCCCCCUUAGCAGCUACGUGAAAGGCAUCUAUUCCUUUGGCUUGAUGGAAACCAACUUCUAUGACAAGGCAGAAAAGCUUGCCAAAGAGGCUUUGUCCAUUAACCCGACAGACGCAUGGUCGGUGCACACCAUCGCCCAUAUUCACGAGAUGAAAGCAGAAAUCAAGGAUGGAUUGGAAUUUAUGCAGCACUCAGAAACCCACUGGAAGGACUCUGAUAUGCUUGCUUGUCAUAAUUAUUGGCACUGGGCUCUGUAUCUGAUUGAGAAGGGCGAGUACGAGGCCGCGCUGACCAUUUACGACACGCACAUCCUCCCCAGCUUGAAGGCCAGUGGAGCGAUGCUGGAUGUGGUGGACAGCUGUUCCAUGCUGUACCGGCUGCACAUGGAAGGGGUGUCCGUGGGGGAGCGGUGGCAGGACGUCCUGUCGGUGACCCAGAAGCACAGCCGUGACCACAUCCUGCUGUUCAACGACGUGCACUUCCUGAUGGCAUCCCUGGGUGCUCGGGACCCCCAGACCACGCAGGAGCUUCUGACCACCCUGCAGGAUGCCAGCGAGUCCCCCGGGGAGAAUUGCCAGCACCUCCUGGCCCGUGACGUGGGGCUGCCCCUGUGCCGGGCCCUGGUGGAGGCCGAGAACGGGAACCCGGACCGUGUCGUGGAACUGCUCCUGCCCAUCCGCUACCGUAUCGUCCAGAUCGGAGGCAGCAACGCCCAGAGAGACGUCUUCAACCAGUUACUGAUCCACGCGGCCUUGAACUGCGCUUCUGGAGUCCACAAGAACGUGGCACGGAGCCUCCUGAUGGAGCGUGAUGCCUUGAAGCCGAACUCACCCCUGACCCAACGGCUCAUCCGAAAGGCUGCGGCCGUCCACCUCCUGCAGUGAGCUAGGCCUGGCCCCCUCCCUAGCGUCAGAUCUGCUGCCCCCUGGCUUCUAGGGUUAGAAGCGGCUAGAGCCCGUUAGGUGGUUCUGUUGAGUAAUUUUGCAGCUUUAAGCAAAAAGCCCUGUAACCAGCAGCGUUACAGGGAGCGGGGACACCAAUCGACUUUAAACACGAGUCAGGAUCUUUUCGUCCUUGUCCAGGGCUGAGGGGCAGCCUCAAGCAGUUAGAACCAAACUAGUUUUUUACCACUUGCCUUGCAAACUGUAUCUUCGCAGGGCACUCCCGCAUCUCCUGGUGUUCAAGGGUUGGAAGGCGGGGUUGGCUGGAGGCCAGCGCAGCUCAGGGAGGACAGUCUUCCACACAGCCCCUGGGGACCCCCUCCCCCCAGGCCGCCCCUGGGAUAAACCCUCACCUCGUCUUCCUCAUAUUCUAGAUCUGUUGUCCCAUCUUUUGGUUGAGGGCACCCAUGAUGGGGGAAGUGACUUGCCCGGGUCACAGCUAGUGGAGGCCCUAAGAUUCGCCUUGGGCCUCCGCAAGGCCUCACCUCACCGUCUGUGGGUCCCCCAGCUGCCCCCCCCUCCACCUCAAAGAAGCACAAGCAUGUGGGGGGCCCUCUGCCGUCUCUGGAGAGGUCUGUGAGCUUCCCAGGGGGCUUCAGUGGUGCCGAUCAAGGGGCCUCGGGUAUGUGGUUUCCUUUGCCAGCUAUGACUUUAAUCAUACGAGUGCACAGGCGCUGAGUUGACACACUUUCUGGGGCGUGUGGAUUGAGCCCAGGGUUGCCCUGUUGUGGCAACAAACACACAGCACUGUGGCCCGUGGCUUUACCACGAUCCGAGCCGGUUUUACAAAUGCUGCCUCAGUCUCAGUUUCCCCCUUUUCUUAACCUGGCCCUUAAAUCAGGGAGUUGCUGAUUUCACUGGAAUGCGCCCGUGAGGGGCGAUCCUGGCCCCUAAAUGUUUCUCAGGUUCCUUCAGUGUAAGCUGACAUUAGGGAGGGACCCAGGCAGGGGGCAGGUCUCCUGCAGUGGAGGCCUCCAAAUCGAUUAGACAAAUUUUCUGAGAUUAAAAUAAAUCAGAUAAUCAGUUCCUUUGA
Molecule: messenger RNA, 2976 nt
Organism: Lynx canadensis (Canada lynx)
Lineage: Eukaryota; Metazoa; Chordata; Mammalia; Carnivora; Felidae
Gene: TTC38
Product: tetratricopeptide repeat domain 38
Exons: 12
Coding region: 621-1886 (421 amino acids)
Molecular function (GO): protein binding
Source: RefSeq, a predicted model, not a curated record